This is a messenger RNA of Micropterus dolomieu (smallmouth bass), 411 nucleotides long. RefSeq names its product cornifelin homolog B-like. Bases 1 to 411 code for a protein of 136 amino acids. Lineage: Eukaryota; Metazoa; Chordata; Actinopteri; Centrarchiformes; Centrarchidae. The transcript has 3 exons. The record is from RefSeq and is a predicted model, not a curated record.
AUGUUUCGACAGGUGGUCCAAGUCCAGCCGGAGAGCAGGGUUCAGGAGGCAGGUCAAUGGAGUACUGGCCUGUGUGGAUGCUAUCAAGACAUGGGAGACUGCUGCUUUGCCCUGUGCUGCCUCCCAGUGUUCACCUGUAAGGUGACCAGUGCAGUGGGUGCAUGUCCCUGCCUGCCUCUGCUGGACUGUAUCGGCUGUGUACCUGCGGCCUCUCUCGCCAUGAGGGCGUCUGUCAGGGAACGAUACGGCAUCCAGGGGAGUGUGUGGAGUGACUGCCUGUAUGGAUGCUGCUGCUAUCCGCUAUCUUGGCUCCAGAUCUCCAGGGAGCUGAAGAGAAGAGCGGCCUCCCACGCCUCCUCCUCGGCCAGAUACACUCCUCUGACCUCCCUGCAGGGGGCGCACUUGGUCUAG